Messenger RNA from Castor canadensis (American beaver), 3255 nucleotides. It is a transcript of the gene Zbtb2, whose product is annotated as zinc finger and BTB domain containing 2. Lineage: Eukaryota; Metazoa; Chordata; Mammalia; Rodentia; Castoridae. Gene Ontology annotation, biological process: regulation of transcription by RNA polymerase II. The record is from RefSeq and is a predicted model, not a curated record. Gene Ontology annotation, molecular function: DNA-binding transcription factor activity, RNA polymerase II-specific; protein binding. Gene Ontology annotation, cellular component: nucleus.
GGCGGGCGGGGGGAGGGGAGCGGCUGGGGGGCGGAGGGGCUCUUGCCGCCACUGCUCUCGCCGCCUCUCCCCCCCGGCGGGAGCCGCUCUCAGCCUCUUUGCACUAGUCGCUCCGCUCCCUCGGUCAUGUGACCUUAACGUAACCGGACAGGAAAAGCCCCGCCGCCGCCGCCGCCGCCGCGCCGGAGACACCGACCGCGGCGGCAGCAGCAGCAGCAACCAGAGGCAGAGGCGGCGGCGGGGAGGACAGCACGGCCGAAGCCGCCCAGCGCUGCGUCCUCCACACCCCCCGCCGCAGCAGCACUGGCGACAGAUUUUUAAAAAAAUGGAUUUGACCAACCAUGGACUUAUUCUACUGCAGCAGUUAAACGCUCAGCGAGAGUUUGGUUUCCUGUGUGACUGCACGGUUGCAAUCGGCGAUGUGUACUUCAAGGCACACAAAUCAGUUCUUGCUUCAUUCUCCAAUUACUUUAAGAUGUUGUUUGUCCAUCAGACCAGCGAGUGUGUCCGUUUGAAGCCCACUGACAUCCAGCCCGAUAUUUUCAGCUAUCUCCUGCACCUGAUGUACACAGGCAAGAUGGCACCGCAACUGAUCGAUCCUGUCCGAUUGGAGCAAGGGAUCAAGUUUCUGCAUGCAUACCCGCUAAUCCAGGAAGCCAGCCUCGCCAGCCAGGGCACCUUCUCCCAUCCUGACCAAGUCUUCCCUCUGGCCUCUUCCUUGUACGGCAUUCAGAUCGCAGAUCACCAGUUGAGACAAGCCACCAAGAUGGCCUCAGCACCUGACAAACUUGGGCGGGAACCCAGGCCACAGGCCUCCAGGAUGAGCCAGGAACAGGUGCCAGAGGCCUCGCAGCUGUCCCAGCUGACUCCAAACCUGGCCCAGGUGAAUCGGACAAAUCUGACCCCCGCAGACCCCCUGCAGACUUCGUUGUCUCCCGAACUCGUCUCCACUCCCGUUCCUCCCCCACCUCCCGGGGAGGAGACCAACCUAGAGGCCUCCUCCUCUGACGAGCAGCCUGCAACCCUCACCAUCGCCCAUGUCAAGCCGAGCAUCAUGAAGAGGAAUGGAAGCUUUCCCAAGUACUAUGCUUGCCACCUGUGCGGACGGCGCUUCACCCUGCGGAGCAGCUUGCGGGAACACCUGCAGAUCCACACAGGAGUCCCUUUCCCCUCCAGCCAGCAGGGAGAGAACCGCGUGCCCCUGUCUCUCUGCAGCAAUGCAGCCGACCUGGGCAAAGAUGCCAUGGAAGUGCCUGAAGCCGGCAUGAUCAGCGACAGCGAGCUGCAGCACAUCUCAGACUCCCCAAUCAUAGACGGGCAGCAGCAGUCGGAAACCCCGCCCCCCUCGGACAUUGCUGACAUUGACAACCUGGAGCAGGCGGACCAGGAGAGGGAGGUGAAGCGGCGGAAGUACGAGUGCACAAUUUGUGGACGCAAAUUCAUCCAGAAAAGCCACUGGAGGGAGCACAUGUACAUCCACACCGGCAAGCCUUUCAAAUGCAGCACUUGUGACAAGAGCUUCUGCAGGGCCAACCAGGCCGCCCGCCAUGUGUGCCUCAACCAGAGCAUCGACACCUACACCGUGGUGGACAAACAGACUCUGGAACUCUGCACAUUCGAGGAAGGAAGUCAGAUGGACAACAUGUUGGUGCAAACCAACAAACCUUACAAAUGCAACUUGUGUGACAAAACCUUCUCCACCCCCAGCGAGGUUGUCAAACAUUCAUGCCAAAACCAAAACUCGGACGUUUUCGCCCUAGACGAGGGCCGGUCCAUCCUCCUGGGCAGUGGGACUCAGAAGUCACGGGACCUGACCAUCCGGUGUUAGCUUCCAUCAAAAAGGAACAGGAAACUGUGUUACUAGACUGAAUGUUACUUGUCUUUUUAAAAACUGUCAUUUUUACAAAAAUGCUCUCCCUUCUCCAAUUCAAAACCGUAGUUCUCUGUGGCAUGACACAAACAGGGCCCUGUUCCCUUCUCCUCUUCCCUUCUCCCCAGCCCCACUUCUGUAAAGGCCUUGUGCGUUAUAAACCUGGAAUCUAUUUACAUUAAUUCAGGGCUGUUGGAAAGAUAAUGGUCAGUAGUACUUAUAAACUUAAUAGGUUUUGAGAAGUUUUAAGAGUAUUUAAAAGCAUACUUGGAACUAAUUAAGGGUAUAUAACAAAACAAAACAACUAGAAUAUAAUUUGAUAAGCUAAAAUUAUGACUUUCCCUGGGUAAUAAGUCUUCCUUGUCAGAAAAACAAUGUCAGAAAAUACAGCAUGUUUCUUAGAGAGAAAGCUGGGCUCUGUACUAUGCAAAAAUCUAGAAAGUGUGGGGAAACUUUAAACCCAAGAAAAUGUUUUUAGUAUUUAUCCUCAAGGUGUCUUAUUUCAGAAUGUAUCCUUUGAGAUUAUGUGCAGUUAAGAAAAAUCACUAGGUAAGAAAGCUACUGUAACAAAACACAGAAGAGACAAAGUGAUAAUGUGACGGCAAUCUUAAUUUUGGGUAACCACAACAAGCUGUGAGCUUGUGUGUGCGAGAGGAAGCGUGGAUACCUGCUGUAAACAGGUGAGUCAGUGCGCAUGCCUUAUCUAACUGCUGGCUUCUUUCCAGGUUCAACAACAAGAUGCUGUGUUUUAGUUUCUGACAAGUGUGUUGUUUCAAAAACUCAGACUUACAAAUACUAUUCUGUAGAUUGUCUUUCUGAGCAGAAAAUGAUGUGCUGUUCUCUAGCAGGUGCCAGUGGUAAACUUGUUUUCAUACCACCCAGCUGUCCUUAAAUCAGUGUGUGUCACAGGGAGAGGACUAGAGGAGCGUGCAUCCUACAUUGGAAGUUGUGAGAAGAUGUAACUCCAGUGACUGUAAGUCAGUGCUGAUAGUUCACUAGCACCAUGCAUUGAAGCAUCAAAAUGACAACGAGAAAUCAGGACAAAAAAAUCUAAUUGCUGUUUGGGGAAAAAGAAAAAGCUUGAUUUUCAUGUGUGUUCUUCAGUUUAUUUUUUUUUUCAACACCUGAAAUUUUCUCCACUGGCCUAAAAGCAGUAAAAGUUGUCCGUUAAUCUUCCCUUAGGCCAAUAAGAGAAGGGUGUUACAGGACAAAGUAGGAGCCAGAAGUAAGGACUGAAGGGGAAAGGGAAGGGGAGAAUAGUUAUAGCUAUACAGUAUGUAUAUGUUAAAACCUGAAUAUCCUGUCAUCCUAUUGUAUGUAUAGUUGAGUUCUCAGAUUUGUAAGUUUUUAUACAUCCUUUCAUUGAAUAAACAUUCAAUUAAAUG